Messenger RNA from Fukomys damarensis (Damara mole-rat), 598 nucleotides. It is a transcript of the gene Txn, whose product is annotated as thioredoxin. The transcript is spliced from 5 exons. Lineage: Eukaryota; Metazoa; Chordata; Mammalia; Rodentia; Bathyergidae. The record is from RefSeq and is a predicted model, not a curated record. Bases 131 to 448 code for a protein of 105 amino acids. Gene Ontology annotation, molecular function: protein-disulfide reductase activity.
UGCCCAGCCCCGCCCUGCCCUUUCGCUAUAAAGGGAAGGCGGGCUGCGCGCUCUCUCCGAGCGAGGUUCUGCGCCUUCGAUCCGCUGCCGAUACUUGCACGGGUAGCUCGUCAGACCCCCAGCAGCCAAAAUGGUGCAGCAGAUCGAUAGCAAAGAGGCUUUUUAUCAAGCCUUGUCUGCUGCAGGAGAUAAACUUGUAGUAGUUGAUUUCUCAGCCACGUGGUGUGGGCCUUGCAAAAUGAUCAAGCCUUUCUUUCAUAACCUGUCUGAAAAAUAUUCCAACGUGUUGUUCCUUGAAGUGGAUGUGGAUGAUUGUCAGGACAUUGCUGCAGAGUAUGAAGUCAAAUGCAUGCCAACCUUCCAGUUUUUUAAAAAGGGUGAAAAGGUGGGUGAGUUUUCUGGCGCUAAUAAGGAAAAGCUUGAAGCCACCAUUACUGAAUUAGUCUAAUUGUGUUUUCUGAAGACCAUAACCAGCUAUCUGCUAUGUAAAAGUUUAAAUUUUUUUUUAUUUACGAAAAAUAUGAAGUACGGAAACUAUAUACCCAACUGCCAUCUGAUUAUAAAUGACAAUAAAACAUUAAUUCUACCCUUUUUAAAA